AUUGCAUCAGCGUCUAUCAUGGUUGCAGGGAAUUUUGCUGAAAUAAUGGCUUUUCAGGGUCAUAAAAGCCAGCUCCUUGUUGUUCAGAACUAUCAUUUGUUUAGUGACAACGGCUGAGAACAAGACUCGCAACGAUGGUGUGGAAAACUGGAAAAUUCGGCGUUCACAGUGGAAAAACAGUGCGCUCAACAAGGUCUCAUCCAAAAAGAUCCGAAGGCCUUCUUAUCCAAACUACAGUGGAGAACGCUUGCCGCAAAGAGGAGCAGGACGAAGGAGAAAGCAUCACUUACUCGCUUGGUAAGCAAAAUCGUUGGCUUCUUCCUGAAAUUAUUAAGACAAGCUCGUUUGAUCUGGAAGAGAGAGAAUUCCUCGGCCACGGAGACGAAGUCGUUUUAGUUGAGCGGUUCUCGAACGCGGGAAACGAAAAACGUCGCAGACCAGACUGUUUUUCUGUAUUCGACUCAAGUAACAGCAGUACUCGCAAAUCCAAACGUAGGUUGGCUCGCGCAGAAGACCUUCUCAGUGAUAUCAAAUCAAUGAAAACAAAAUACGAAGUAUCUUACCCGCAUCCCGCGGGAUCAUGGCCACAUGAGAGAGAAUCAAGUACCAGGAAACAUAGAACUCGUCUUGGAGGCAGGAAGAAAGAUACUUUUCUCAACAGGACCAUUGAAGAAGACUUAAGUGAACUCAGUAACACAGAGACACUUUUCCACAUUGAUAUGGUUGACUUGCGAAAUGAUGACCAACCACAUAGCAAAAUGGGUGUUUCUCUCACAUUUGACUUAAAAUCACUUAUCUGUAAUUCUCCAAAGAAAAGCAAAAACUCACUGAAGGCGGAAAAUGGUUCUAUGCAAGUUAAGAGCGAUGAAGAAUGUAAAAGGACAAAAUUUGGCAAAGGAGAGGCCAUAUAUAUAGACAGUGGAGAUGGUAUGCAUGACACCCACCAAAGUUUUUUGGCCAUGGCAGAGGAAACGCAGCCAACUCAUAUGGAUGACUGGCAUUAUCACUUUCAGCCAGUACCAGAGCCACGGAGGAUUAGACGGCGUGGAAGGGGACGUGGCAGAGAUAGAGGCAGAGGCCAAGGCCGAGGCCGAGGAGGUUACCAUGGAUAUCAAGAUGGUAGAAUAGUUGAUGAUGGGACACUUUCAGCCUUACGCUGGUCUGCAGACUCUACAGACCCUCUUGUGACCCCAGUUGAGCCAGUCAAACCUGUUAAACCUGUUAAAAUUUCUUCUCAGUGGGUGUCUCUUGUUCUUCAACCCCAAGACAUCAAUCCAGAGUUUUUGCAGGAAACAUGGGGAAGUAUGUACAAGGAAGCUGGUUGUUUCCCAAGGGCAUUUUUUGUCAAUGUGACACCUCAGAUCCUCAGUUCUAGUAGCAAAGAACUUUUUGUCUUGUUACGACUGGCCAAAGAUGUCUCAGAAAAUGUUGCAGCAGGAGUGGGAGCCAACAUAUACCUUGUAGGUAUUUCCAAUGACGAAUAUACCAAUGAACUAGUUCAGAAAGAGUUCAUUUCUCACAUCAAAGCAAAGACUAGCAAGACAGAAAUCUGGUCUCUUAAGGACAUAGUGGAUGCUGCUAAAACUUGUUUCCUGAAAAGCAUUACUGAUGAAACUGAACCUAAGGAAUGUAGGAAAUCCACGUUUUCUCUUGGAGUAUUCACAGAACUGUUUGGAUGGAAAUCAGAAGCUUUGUCAUUGGAGGCUGCACGGAAAGAGAUAAAAAAGUCUUGCAUUGAAAAGACAAAUAAGUCGCACAAACUGGUCACUAUGGCAACAGCUGACAGUCAGCAUCAGACAGAGUGUGGAAUAUGCUUCAUGCCUUUUGAAUGUGAAGGUAAUUAUUUGGCUUUUCCCUGUAAAUUAUUUUUGUUUGAACCCUUUAAGUUCUAAUACAGUGGAACCUCUAUGUAGCGAAGUCCUUAGUAUAAUGGAGGAUUUUCUUUACCCCAGUAAUGAUAAAAUAUAUGGAAAAAAACCUUGAUGUAACGAAACCUCCUUUAAUGUAGUGAACAUAUUUUGCCAAUCCCUCGGCCUUUCGUUUUAUCGAGGUUCCACUGUAUCACCUUUACACUGUUUUCCACUAAAGUAAUAAUAGCUGUAAUAGUUCAAUUUUCUGACAGUAACAAGGAGGACAUGAUUAAAAUCAAGACAAUGUAUCAUCGAGGAAAGUUUUUCAGGAAACAGUUUCUCUUAUCAUUUUCUUAAUGAAAACCUUGUCAAUGUGGCCAUAUUAAGGACAAUCAAAGACUUGACAACCAUCCAUUUCCUCUUAACACUUCCAUACAUGUUACAAGAAUAAAAUGGAUAUCAAAUGGAAAUCAGUAAUUGAUCUUUUAUCAAAUUCUCCUACCUAAUUCUUUAAGGAAAUAUAUCUUGUUCUGUCUGGAGAAUUUAUGACUUUUGUGGUUACUAGGACUGAAAGUUUAACAAGCUUUUUGUGGGCCUAUCAAUAACAAAAUAAUGAACAUGUUUCCUUAUAAAAACAAUGACACGAGGGGAUUCAGCAACAGAUUCAAGACAGGAUUUUUUUAAAAAUAAUAAUAAUGAUGAGGAUGAUAAUUAAUAAUAAUGUAUAUGAAUCUUCUGUCAAAUUUUUAAUGAAAAGUUUCACAAGCGGUAAGAUCAACUCAACUCAACCCAAACGUAUAACAGUAACAGACACAAGGUUAUUAAUUAGGCUUUAAAAUUAGUACUAGCUGUCAAGCAUGUCAUGCCCAAGUGAAAUAUGAACUAGAAGCAGAGGCACAAAUAAUGAUGAUGAUGAUGAUGACGAUGAUGAUAAUAAUAAUAUUUAAUAAUAAAUAUGAGUGUUAUGAGUGUUCAACUUGGUGCUUAUCAGAAAAAACCAGUGAUGAUUGAACUGGCGUGGUCACAUAUAUACAUGUACAGCUGUAUUGUGUCAAAAGGUGAAUGUUUUUUAAAAGCACUGAAUGCAGAGCUUCCAGUAUAAAACUGAAUCUUAAAGUGUGGUUCUGAUUCUUCUUGUCUUGUGAUUUCAGAUCCUAUUGAUACUCUCUCCUAUACCUUCCUGAUCAGUUGUGGCCACAAGUUCUGUGAUGACUGCUGGAGAGGGCACCUAAAGACUCAGUUACAGCAAGGCCACACAGAUAUAAGUUGCCCUGGGUACAAGUGUACUGUUGCAGUCGAUGAUGCCACCCUGAUGUCCCUCUUGCCAACAUGGUAUGGCAAGUUUGUGACUAAAAAGUUGGAUAAGACCCUGGAAAUUCACCCUGAAUGGAAGUGGUGCCCUGAAGACCGAUGCACUUUGGUUGUCAAGGCAACAACACCUCAGAGUACGACAGACCUGUGUGAUGAGCUUGUAGGCCCUCCCCAGCCAGUCCCAGUGGUGUGUGUCUGCGGCAGCAUGUGGUGCUUCAAGUGCCAGGAAGAUGCUCACUGGCCAGCGACCUGUGAAGAAGCUAAAACAUUUAGAGAGAACACCAAAGGAUAUGCCAAAAUGGUCGCAAGAAACCAAACUUCACCACUGAUUACAAGCGUGCAGAUCAAAAACUGCCCAUUUUGUCAUUAUCCAAUACAAAAAGGUCCUGGUUGUAAUCAUAUGAUGUGUGGUCUGUGCAGUAAGGAGUUCUGUUGGUUUUGCCUUGAAAAGUGGUCAUGGGAUCAUAUCUGCAAAGAAAAGGUGGGGCACAAUGAAGUGGAGUUGCCAGUCGAUACAAAGCAUUUGAGGUCUUACGAACACUUUGCAGUAACAAGUCGUAUGGCUAGGUCAACCAGUGUGAUACGAAGAAUCAACGAGAAACUGGGAAAACUUGAAAGAGGACUUAAUAGUUACAGAAAGCUACCAGCUGAGGUCAGACGAGACACAGGAAAGAGUGGACGGCCCAAAAAAGAGCUAAAUCAUAUGCUCGAGAACAACUCUUUGGAUGUCUUGCGUGAGGUGUUCAGUUUUAAAUUCCAGGCUGUUCUUGCCGUAGAGGGCCUGGCAAUGGUUCUGAGCAUCUCAAGAGAUGCCCCAAAUAAAAGGCUGGCAUUGAAAUUUGAAAGGCUGGUCUUUAUUGUCGAGCGGCUGGAUGACAUGUUGAAAGACUUCAACAAAUGCCAUCAUAGAGGGAGACUGGAAAGGCUCAAACUUUUCUUAAAAUGCGGUAAACAGUCCCUCAUAGUCAUCAGUAAGAACAAAAUUACCGGCUAACUGAAGACUGAGUGCAGAUAAGAGAUCUCAGAAAGCAAAGUGUCUGAGUAUUUCUUGAAACAACACUCGUGAAAGCCGUAAACGUUUUGUCAGUUGCCUUGAUUACAGUUUUGAUAAGGCGAUUAUCUAAUAUGUAAUUUGAGCAAACCUAUUGAAGAUAACAAAUCCCUAUAUAUCCUUAGAACGCUGCGCAAAGAGGGCUACUAUCAGUCAGAAAUAGACCUUCUCUUUAAAACAAUAGUUCUACCUAAUAUUAAUUACGCAUUAUCUGUCUACGCCGCGUCCGAGUCCGAUCUUAUACCUGUACAAUGU
Molecule: messenger RNA, 4467 nt
Organism: Porites evermanni
Lineage: Eukaryota; Metazoa; Cnidaria; Anthozoa; Scleractinia; Poritidae
Source: the annotation of a GenBank genome assembly